AGGGAGACGUCAUUGCGGGUUGUUUGUGCAGCCUCCGUGGCGGUGACCCGCAGUGAUUCGGCCGCCGUGCCGGGGGUGGGGGGGGCCGCGCGGGACUCUUUUCUUUCAGACGGACCGCGGGGCAGCUGUGGAGCAUGUCGACCCCCGCCCGGAGGAGGCUCAUGCGGGAUUUCAAGCGAUUGCAAGAGGACCCACCUGUGGGUGUCAGUGGCGCACCAUCUGAAAACAACAUCAUGCAGUGGAAUGCAGUUAUAUUUGGACCAGAAGGCACACCCUUUGAAGAUGGUACUUUCAAACUAGUAAUAGAAUUUUCUGAAGAAUAUCCAAAUAAACCACCAACUGUUAGGUUUUUAUCCAAAAUGUUUCAUCCAAAUGUGUAUGCUGAUGGUAGCAUAUGUUUAGAUAUCCUUCAGAAUCGAUGGAGUCCAACAUAUGAUGUAUCUUCUAUUUUAACCUCAAUUCAGUCUCUGCUGGAUGAACCCAAUCCAAACAGUCCAGCUAAUAGCCAGGCAGCACAACUUUAUCAGGAAAACAAACGGGAAUAUGAGAAAAGAGUUUCAGCCAUUGUUGAACAAAGCUGGAAUGAUUCAUAAUAGACAACUGAACCAAAAGGUGUCCCUAAACUGAUCAAGAAUGACCAGAUGACAGAACUCCGACCUAGAAGUUGACAAUCUCCUUUCAGACAUGAGUACCCAGCAGAGAAUUUAGAGCUGGACAGCGGGCAAACACUGUUAUUUGACAUACGGGGUAAUAUAAACCUCAUUUCAGAUACAACAGUGUAUUUUCAUUUACUACUACAGAUAGCAAAGCAUCAGGGUGGUGAUAGUGUUAUUCCUCCCAAUGCCUGUGGAAUAGGUAAGCCACAGAUCCAAGUGGAUCCUGGAAAAGUUCAGAGGAAAUCUUUCCCCUGCAAAGGUAGAGGAUUUAUCAGGUGGGCCACAGACUCCAAGGAUUCCAAAAGCAAUUUUCUGGAUAACAUGAAAGGGUAUCACUAUUAACUGAGCUCCCUAAACUGUCCUUGUGCUUCUCACAAGGUAUUGAGAUUUUUGUCUUUCACAGAAAAGAUCCUCUUAGUCAUUAUUUGAAUGUAAUAUUACACUAUGUAUCUUCCUAAGAUAUCACUUGACCCUCACCCCGUCUAGGGGAAGACUAUAUAUAAAUAUGAAGAAGCCAAUAUCUCGUAGCUUAUACCUGGUGCGAGCUCCUGUUUGAAAGCUAAGAGUGGACCAUUUUACCUACACCACAGGAGUGCUGUGAUGCAAAA
Pipistrellus kuhlii (Kuhl's pipistrelle) is the source of this 1264-nucleotide messenger RNA. RefSeq names its product ubiquitin conjugating enzyme E2 B (gene UBE2B). Lineage: Eukaryota; Metazoa; Chordata; Mammalia; Chiroptera; Vespertilionidae. Gene Ontology annotation, molecular function: ubiquitin conjugating enzyme activity. The coding region runs from base 135 to 593 and encodes 152 amino acids. The transcript has 7 exons. Gene Ontology annotation, biological process: DNA repair; proteasome-mediated ubiquitin-dependent protein catabolic process; protein polyubiquitination. The record is from RefSeq and is a predicted model, not a curated record. Gene Ontology annotation, cellular component: HULC complex.